This is a messenger RNA of Striga hermonthica, 1773 nucleotides long. The record is from the annotation of a GenBank genome assembly. NCBI's taxonomy places the organism in Eukaryota, Viridiplantae, Streptophyta, Magnoliopsida, Lamiales, Orobanchaceae.
AUGACUUCUCCGGAUAAUAAUUGGAAAUGGAGGUGGGAUAAGGCUUGUAAUUGGAUAGGUAAAGUAAACUGUCAUAUGAAGCCUCUAGUCAUUCGACAUAUCAAACAAAGGCUAUCUUCCAACUGUCUAGCGGAGUUUGAGCGGUCUUGUUUCGGCCACUUUUUGAAGUUCCACGACAAUUCUUAUAACAGUGGCAAAUUACUUUUGUCACUGUUUGGGAGAGAGGUUGAGAUCGACAACCCUCGGGAAAAAGAAUGCUAUUAUCGAAUUGGUGGUCGCAACCAUAAGUUCGGAAAGGAAGAAUUUUGCGCGAUCACUAGGUUACGAUUCGGCAAUAGCGACUUUGACCCGGAUACCAAUAAGAGCCUCCCACCGGCUAAUGGAGUUUACCGUCGAUAUUUCGACGGAAAGACUGUGCUCGGAAGAGAUUUGUUGUCGAAGUUUGUUGACCGAAAAUUUGAGGAGGACGAUGCUCUGAAAGUGGCUUUCAUACUCGUAGUCUUCUUCUUCAUUCUGUCCCCGGACUCCAGGAUGUCGGUGCCAAUGUGGUGGUGGACACUGGUUGAAAACACAACAGAAUUCGAGAGAUUUCCCUGGGGUUCAUACGCUUUUCAGCGUCUUCACCACUAUUUGGAAAAUGGGAUUAGACCGCCGGUUGGUGGGGGGGAGGUGCAAUUCAAUAUCUGCGGGUAUAUCAUGGCACUUCAGGGUGACAACCUUCCAAGGGGCGCCCGAUGGACAUGUGGAAAGGUGCCAUUCAAUGGUGCCAAUGAACUAGAUAUUGCUGAGAUUCCAUAUUCACCCAUGGUGUUAACGGCCGAGGAGAAGAACGCCUCUUAUAUGGCUGACAUCAACAGAGAUUUAUCCUCGAAUAUUCAAUACAUUCAUCGUGAUCAGUGGGCGAGCAGCUGUCAACCAUUGUCUUCGGCCAAAAUGCAUGGACGGGGGUUGAAGACAAUGCGACCCUCAAAUAAGACUCAUUCUGCAAACAAUCUGGAAUUUUCUGAAGAAGAUGAACAUAUCCCGCCCGCCAAAAGAAGAGCGCAUGAUGUUGAGCCGGAAAGACCACAUCCAGUUGCAUUUGACAGACCAUCUGCAUCGUCUACCGUUGACGAGGCGAAGAUCGAAGAUGUUGUAUCGAAAAAAAUUGAAGAGGCUUUUGCUAGGAUGUUGCCUAGGUUUGUUGACUCGGCGGUUUCAGAGGAUGAUUUGGGGAAGUAUGAUUUGGGGAAGGAUGAUUUGAGGAAGGAUGAUUUGGUGAAGGGAGAAGAAUCGAGGCAAGAAAGAGAGCAUUCCAACCAAAAAUCUGAUUUUGUACCGGAGUCCGGUGAUCAUGUUGUUUCAGGUGAGGAUGUUGUGGAUGAGGAUGACGGUAUUGCGAAAGUUGGCCCCUCACAGGAUGUAGCUGCUAUCACUCAGAAGCCGACAAAAGGAGGUGGAUUCACGGAUGGUGAUGGUGAUGGUGUUGUGGUAGGUCGAACACUUCGCGUUAAGUUCAAAAAUAGCAAGCUUUCCUCACCAUUCAUUGACUACCGGGAGAAGAAAACUGAGAAGCAAUUAAAGGUGAAAUACGAAAAUUGGAAGAAGAAGAAAUCUCCAAUGGCUUGUUAUCGAAUCAAUGGAAAGUGCUUCAUCCCGACGAUCCUCAAUGUACGCAGAGCUAUCCAGACGUCGCAAAUUAUGAGAGUUGGAAUGUUCCUCCGGGUCUGGUUAGUUAUGUUCGUGGUACUACUAUUCGUUGUGGAUCUCCUUGGCAUACAAAUCCCGAUGUAA